Messenger RNA from Paramormyrops kingsleyae, 5517 nucleotides. RefSeq names its product zinc finger protein 395a (gene znf395a). The record is from RefSeq and is a predicted model, not a curated record. Gene Ontology annotation, biological process: regulation of transcription by RNA polymerase II. Gene Ontology annotation, molecular function: RNA polymerase II cis-regulatory region sequence-specific DNA binding; DNA-binding transcription factor activity. Gene Ontology annotation, cellular component: nucleus. NCBI's taxonomy places the organism in Eukaryota, Metazoa, Chordata, Actinopteri, Osteoglossiformes, Mormyridae.
GUUUAUUUGAAGGUAUAAAGGCUCAUUUGUUGCUAUUUUAUUAUUUUUGUAGUAUUUCUGCUUUGCAGUCCACGACAUCCACGCUAACGUGGACAUUUGGAUUUGAAAUAUAUUUGUAAAUAAUGAAAUUCUGCUGGGAAAUCCUUGCUUGCUCUUAAUUGCUGAAAACCCGUGUGAUCGGUGGUUUACUAUAAGGCAUAUACGUACUGUACCGCAGAAAUAUUGUCCAAAUAGUACUAGAAUAACAUUCCCCUCUGUUUUGCAGUUUUAUGUAUAUAUUUAUUUUUUUCCACAAUAAUAGUUGCUGAAGUAUAAGGUAGACUGAUAUAUAUAUCUUAGAAAGAAUGUUAUGAGAACUCUAUACUUGUUUUGCAUGGUUCAAGUCGUGUGCCAAUUGAACCUUUUGUUGCAAGAUGUUACCGACCCCCCCCCCUCCACCCCCCCCCUUCUAACUGAACUCAUCAACUCGUGUUCCCAAUCCUAGUUUGCAAUUAACCUUUAUGCACACAUUCGCACACUGUUGUAAAAAGAAGAAAACACAAACGCAUUAACUGUGGCAAUAUUAGUGCUGAGGACUGAAAUAAGAAUCGCAAGCUAUAUUCGACAUGUUUUUGUGAUAUUAAAAAAAAAAACAGUGAAUACUUGGCUACACGUAGAUUUUUCCGCUGUGAAUAUGGUGAGAUCUCAGGCUUUCGGUCGUGGUUUGCGAGAGACAGGCGCGCAGCAUAUAGCAGCCUGCUGUAUUUUGGAGAGCAGCGUUCCCAGCUACAGUCGCCAUGCGCGGGGGGGCGGAGGGGGGCUGCUCCGGUCGGCGCCGCUCGCUGCUGCACAUGUGCGCGUCCAUUCGCGGUGCUCUUCCCUUUAAAAUUUAAACACGUUUGCCCUAAGAGAGUGCAAUCGAUUCAUUUUCUGCAAAACAAUGGAUGAGAAUUCUCCGAAGUGAUUAUUCAUGAUUAUGCAUUUGUUAAUCAUGAUUAGAUAUUUGGAUAACAAGCGUAUUUUUGUUAACGUGACCCGACGCUGUGGGGGUGAAACGGAGAACGUGGUUACUUCUGUAUAGCAGAAAAGUUUUAGCUUAGCAGAGGCGAUUGGGACCGGCCUAUCGAACAAGGACGACGUGUUUCACUCGUUUAUGCACGUUUUCGCUAUUAGCGAAGCCUGUAAAUAUUUAAUGUUGGUGUGGAGAAAUACUGUUAAUGGGGUUGACUAUGUUUUAAUUUCUUGUAAUGAUUUGUUUUCUUAUGUUUUACCAUCUAACAAUACGUCACCCUUCAUAAAUUUUAACGAAAAACAGCAUAAUGUUGCAGUAGAAGGGAAGGCAACACUAGUCUUCUUGCCUCUGAGUAAUUAGAACUCAUGAUAUUUACCAAAUAUUGUGCAUAGGAAAGUGUAUUUGUAAAGACGCUUUGGUUUCAUACCUUUGAAUUAGAUUUUAUAAAUAAAGUUGUUAAAAGCCUAUGAAUAAGUGUAUCGUAUACUUUCCCACGUUGCUUGUCCUAACAACUUUUUCUUGAGUAAUAACGCGGCAUGUGCUCAGAUAUGAGCACAGCCAAGUUUUUCCUGAGUAUUUCAGUAGGUUGGCUUGUUUGUACGGUGUUGUUUGAAUAGUUAAAAAAGCACAGUAACUUUGACGGUUUGUCAGUUGCCUUUUAUGUCCUCUACUAUGACCAUGUAUUUAUGGAAUAUAAGAAACUCAAAAGGGGUAAGGAACAAUUAGGGAAGAGGGGGGGAAAUUAACAUCUGAAUACAAACAACAAUGGGUGCGGUUCAGAUUGUCCUCAGUUGUGGUCAAUUUGUGAAUGAAAUAUCUGGAGUUCCUAGUGUAGUAGAAGGUUGGCAAAUUAGGCCAACGGUAUAGAGUGGCGUACCGUUUGAGUUUGCAGUUAACUGGUGUACAGAAAUAGACUUUGCAACAGUGCCUGACUGUUGCAUCAAGCCCAUCACUGCACUGGUGAGCCACCCAUAACUGGAAGUCGAGCAGGAAGAGCUUCGGUCAGCUGUCUCCAACCUGUCACGGAGAACGCUGACGUCAGGUGCGGUGUGCUCCCAAGGGACGGAACUUCAGGCGGGAAAUGACGACGGUACUGCCAAGGACGCGACUGGGCAAGCGCUCGCCGAUGGGCGCGCUGGUGACGGUCCCCUGCGGCGUGGCCGAGGGCCUGCAGGGGCCCGAGGGGGACGACACCGCCAUGGGUCCUGGGGCUGCAUCUGGAUUUCCGUCUCGCAGCCGAGUCAAACUGUACCCGGGACAGAAGGUUUAUCUGAUGUGCGGAGGGCGAGAGGUGGCGGGACUGGUGGAUCAGCACAACCACGUGGAUAAUGAGGUGUCCGUCUUCCUGCCCCAACUGGGCCAGCACUUUUUACGCAAGACCGAGGAUGUGUGGACCACACCCAUGUUUCAGCCCCAAGCAGCCGCCCCGUCUCACCCCGUGUCCUCCAGCAUAGACGUGCCAAAGAGCUGCAGGAGCCCCGAGUCGGUGGAGAUGGAUGAGAUGAUGGCAGCCAUGGUUCUGACCAGCCUGUCAUGCAGUCCCGUGGUGCAGAGCCCCACUCCGAAGGAGCACGCCCCAGCCUCGUGUGGAGUGGAGUGCGGUGGCGGAGAGCUCUCCGACAGCGGCAGCAGCGGAUGUUGGAGUUGGGACCGGGGCAGUAGCCCCGCCCCGUCCCCACCCAUCGCGGAGGGAGACGGCGCUCAGGCUCCCUGUGCCGACGAGGGCUUGGAAAUGGAGCUGGAGCAGGUGCUGUUUGAGGAACCCGCUCCAAGGAAACGCCGGAACUCCGUUAAGGUUGGCUACCGGUGUCUCUGGCCGAACUGCGGCAAGGUGCUGACGUCUGUGGUCGGGAUCAAGCGGCACAUUCGCACUUUGCACCUGGGGCACAGCGGCGAACCGGAGCUUUCUCGGAGGGAGGAGGACUUCUAUUACACCGAGAUCCACCGCGACGCAGAGCCCACGCCCGCGCCCGCGCCCCCGGCGCCCGUCGGCACGCCCACAUCCUCCUGCAUCUCUCCCUCCAGCCCCAUACAGUUGAUCCCUCCUGGAUCAGGACUUCGCCCACUGGACCCCCCCACACUGGGGACUCCACAGACCAGCCUGCUGAGCCAGUCCGCCCCGGGCUGUUUCUGGCAGGUCCAGUCGGAACACUCCUACCAGGCCUGCUCUCCCGUCCAAGUGAUCGCAGCUCCCGUCCCCUCAAACUCCUGUCACUGGACCUCCCCCGUCGCUGUGCUCCACACGACACAGGCCGCUCCAGUCCGCAGCCGCUCAGGCAGUGUUGGAGAGCAGUGGCUGCAGCAGCACAGCGCCCCCAUCAGGCCACAUGCAGCAAGUGGAUCCCCUCCUCGUGGCCAUUGCACCUCCAGGAAGGGUCGUGGUGAGGCCAAGAAGUGCCGCAAAGUGUACGGCAUCGAGCACCGGGACCAGUGGUGCACGGCCUGCCGCUGGAAAAAGGCCUGCCAGCGUUUCCUGGACUGAAGCGUCCAGCGCGAGAGACUAUGCCGGAGGAGAAGUCACCUCCAUAACAAAGACGCCGGCGGAGUAUAAGGGGUCACCUCUACUUACAGACUGUUUUCUGCAGCUCAGAACAUCCACGAGCACCUUUUUAUUUUUUUUAAACUUUUGUAUCUUUUUUGAUAUUUUUCGGAAGUGGGGCGGCUUUUUUAUAUAAGGGUCUGCGACCUGCAUGCGUGCGGUUCUGGCAGUCACAAAGGUAAUCCCUGUCACCACGCUCCCCAUCCUCAUUCCUCUUAGAUGUCUUCCGUUUGCAGGAGGGUGUUUUCUGUCCCACUCGAAGUGGACGUGAUCCCUGACCCCCCCCCAGCAGGUGUACUGAGGCACGUAGCAGAGUGCUGUUGUUAAUUAGCAAACCAUCAACCACUGUGCAUUGCCCAAGACCUACCCCCACCCUCGACCCUCCUCCCCCCAAAAAGCAAUCCAGCCAGACGUGAAGGUGCACAGCAAGGUGUCCACUUAACGCCGUUCGAGAACAACGAUUGAGUGCUUCCUGUUUUGGGGACGAACUCUUCCGUUUUUACCUGUUUUUUUGGGGGUGGGGAGGUUUAAGAACAAAAACCCGCAGACAGAUUGCCGAGGUCUGACAGUGGAGAACUGUUUAUAAAGAACAAUUUUUAAUGGGGUGCAAAUGACGCACCAUAAGGCCAUGCUUGUGUUUAUAUAGUCAGUGUAUUACUCCUGGUUUCUAAAUCUUUUUUCUAAGCAAGACAAGAAUAUAAAUGGUUGGUACUUCAAGAGCUCAAUCUUUUUGGGCUUGGUGAAUUGUGAUGUUUGUACUAUGACCUUGCUAGUGUAUAUUCAUAAGUACAUGCAGUAUUUCUUUGAAUAAACCCUUGCAGAAGUCAUGCCCCCCCACACAGUACUAAUGUUUCUGCAUGAUCUGAAAAAUUUAAGUACAUUAGAAAAGUAAGUGAAAUAUACUGUUUCGAACUUUUCUUUUUCAUAUCGAUGAAACACAUUAAGUCCCUUGAAGUGGCAGAAUCUCUGACAGAGGAUUUACCAUUAGCACCGUUAGAUAAAUUUGUGAAUGUAGGUUUAUCCUGCCAUAAAGUACCAGCAAGUAUUAGGCGUCACCUGUAAAAAUAAUAAUAGAAAAAGCCCAGUAAAUGGUUCCAUGGUGCAUCUAUCUAUUGUCAUAUAGAUAUAAUAUAUAUAUAUAUUUACUGUUCUUCAAAGCUUUCUAAGUACUGUUCCCAAAUUUCCAGGCAUCAGAAGAGAGAGAAACCAUUACAGUGACAAUAUAUGCUCAUUUUAUAGGCUUGUAGAACCAUUACGGAAAAAAACGGCCUUUUCUGGCUUCUUUAUGGUAGGUCAGGUCAAGCUUUUAGUUAAUGUUUUCUGUCUGUUUUGCUUUCCUGUUCUCCAGCAAUCCGAACUGUGCUGCCCAUUUGUGCUUUUAUGAAUCUGUGAUCAGGUGCGCGCUAGAUCUAGCUGCCUGAGAUCUCAAAGUUCAGUUAAAAGACCAAAUAACAAAUUAUUUCGAGGUGCCAAUUGUUAUCAUCCCACAUUUUUAAAUAGGGGACUUUAAGUUUUGCCCAGAAGCUGCUAAUCUGCAUGGUAAUGAGAUUAUUAGCCAAACUGUCCAGUGUCCCCUUGUGUAACUAGUGGUCAAACAUGUAUGUAUAUUUUUCGUUUGCACUCAUCAUUUUGGAGGAAUUAGUGAUUGUAUUCUAUCGAGACAAUUAAGAUCAAGCCAGGUAAUUGGUCAGAUUAUUUUCCAACAAUUGGAUAAAGAUAAUUGAAGGUAAUUUAAUACCCAAGUACUGUGUUAACUGUGUUAAAAGUUAAACUGAAUGUUCCAGAAAGACUAAUUAUUCCACAGAAGCAAAAACACUUACUAUUCAUAUAUUGUCAUUAUAUAUAUGUAUCUUGAACAUUGUUUGUAAAACUACGAAAAAAAAUGAAAAAUGUAUAAAAAUAAAAAUUUUGUGGAUCAUUUUUUCUAUGUAAUGCCGUAAAUGAAAUGUUUGUCAUUCUCAUGUUGAAAUAAAUUUUAUACGGAUGA